This is a messenger RNA of Nicotiana attenuata, 1182 nucleotides long. Its product is annotated as LOB domain-containing protein 25-like. The record is from RefSeq and is a predicted model, not a curated record. The coding region runs from base 23 to 616 and encodes 197 amino acids. Lineage: Eukaryota; Viridiplantae; Streptophyta; Magnoliopsida; Solanales; Solanaceae. The transcript is spliced from 2 exons.
CUGCUUUAAUUUAUUUUUUCUCAUGAGUUCUACAAGCAAGAAGAACAAACAUAUGCCAUGUUCAGCAUGUAAGUUUCUUCGUAGACGCUGCACUCAGGAUUGCAUUUUCUUGCCUCACUUUCCUUCUGCUGAACCACAAAAGUUUAUUGCUGUUCAUCGCAUUUUUGGUGCUAGCAACAUCAACAAAAUUUUACAAUUCUCUGCUUUGUAUAUUGGCAUUCAUUUUGAGCAGGAGACACCAGCGGAUAAUAGAGAAGAUGCAGUGAUUAGCAUGGUUUAUGAAGCUACAGCAAGACUCAGAGAUCCAGUUUAUGGAUGUGUGGGCAUCAUUUCUGCCCUCCAGAAACAUGUCUUUCACUUACAAUCCGAGUUAAACGAAGCUUUAGCUGAAGUAAUGUCUCUUCAAACCCAGUUAUCCGAUGCUUUAUCCUUACCCUCUCUGAUUGAAGGUUCUCCAAUCACCCCCGAGAACCAUGAGUUUCUCCAUUUCCAGAAGCCGAGUGAGCAAAAUGCAUAUGCUAAUGCCUCGGACGCCUUGCUUCUACUUCCAGAAGCUGCAGAUCACUACUGUCUCCAAGAAACUGAAGUUCUUCAACUGCCUUACUUGGACAUAUAGUUUUCUUGUAUGGACAACAAAAGACUGUCAAUAUUUGCCUUCAAUUCAACACCUUGGGAUUUAGUAAAGGCAAUGUUCCAAAGCUGCAGAUAUACUAGUUUCUUCAAGCUUUGAACCUCUGAAUGAAAAAGGAUUUUAAGUAAUAUACACUGACAACAUAAAAGUUGUUUACACUAUCAGUGCAAUUUAAUGCUUUUCAGAACAAACUUUAUAAAGCUGGUCAGUAGAGCAGUUCAAUAACCCACGAACUGCAGCUGAUUCAUGAAAUUAUGCGCUAUCUGUACUGCACGAAACUGAAAUCAAUUAACUGUCUGAUGACAAUUUCCAACAAAAUGAAACUAUGAAAGAAAGGUCUCCGCAAAGUACUUGUAAAAGACCUAGACAUUCAAGUCGAAUAAAACCUUCCAGCAGGAUUAUAGUCAGUAUCAUUAACUGAUGUUAUCGUAGAGAGAACAAUACAUUCAAGAUCAUUGAUAUAGCAUCAAUAUCAAGCAUCAAUACUGCACACAGUUCAAUUAACACCUGUAUGAUGACAAUUUCCCACAAAAUUAAACUAUGGCGAAAGC